Messenger RNA from Scomber japonicus (chub mackerel), 972 nucleotides. It is a transcript of the gene mrps34, whose product is annotated as mitochondrial ribosomal protein S34. Gene Ontology annotation, biological process: mitochondrial translation. Bases 110 to 769 code for a protein of 219 amino acids. The transcript is spliced from 4 exons. Gene Ontology annotation, molecular function: structural constituent of ribosome. The record is from RefSeq and is a predicted model, not a curated record. NCBI's taxonomy places the organism in Eukaryota, Metazoa, Chordata, Actinopteri, Scombriformes, Scombridae. Gene Ontology annotation, cellular component: mitochondrion; mitochondrial small ribosomal subunit.
AGUGAGCGGAAGUUGUGUGCUUUGCUUGCUUGCGGAGGUCAAGUCUGUUCUUCACAUCAGAGACACUCAGGAUAAGUGUUGACUGCUGUGUGUCAGUGAUCACACAGUCAUGGCAAAGAAAAAGCAGCUUCGCCUCAUAGCAGAAAUGGCUCGGAAGAUCCGGGCAUACCGGGAGAUGAAGUCCCGGCCAAGGGAUUCCCAGAAGUAUGCCCUGGACUAUGAGACCAUGAAGCGGUCGUAUACUGGGAAGAUGCUGCCUGUGCUGGCCUGGCAGGAUGUCCGCAGAGAGAGCCGCCUCUUCUCCCUGCUGGCAGGCAUGAGGAUGUUUGGGGUGGGUCGCCUCUUUACCCGCAAGUCCUGGGUGGACGAUCACACAGAGCCCAGCUACUGGGAGAUCACCAAGGUCAAGGUGGACUACACAUCUGAGAACAUGGAUCAUGGCAAGGCAUGGGGAAUCCUCACCUACAAAGGGAAACGGGAGACUGAAGUCAAGGAGUUGGACAAGGUGGUGUACCACGACUGGCGCCUGAUACCCCAACACGCAGAGCAGCAGUUCAGGGACUUUGAGCCUCUCCCAGAGCCGCCUGUGCGCCAUGUCCCAUACCCUCCGCUGCUCCGUGCCAUGCUGCUCGCCCAGCACAAGAAAACACAUGGCCAGGCAAUGACAGACGAGCCACUUAUGCCUUUAAAGAAGGAGGUUGUGCUCAACAAAGACUAUUUCCUCAGGCAAGACCUAGAGAAGCAGAGGAAUGAGGGAACGCCGGUGUGAGGCUCAGCAGGGUUGUGAAGCUGAAGGACAUUUUGGACUCAAUCAGUGUUGACAGAAGUAACAAGAAAAUCUUCUGUCCUCGCCUCGCCUGAUAAAUCCUGGACUCAGAUUAGUUCUCUGCUGUUGUCAUCUGGAGAAAUCCUCUGUGUGUGUAAGAUGUAUCUAUGUAAUGUGCUGAAUAUUAAAGAGAUAAAAUAAGGUGA